UCGGAGAAUUAAAUCCCUUGUCAGAUAAAUGCGCGGACAUGCAAGGGCUCUCAAUCCAGAUAUUACAACUCUAAUUAUGAGAAUUCAAGGCUGCAAAUCCCAGCGCCAGUUUGCUUCAAAUACUAGCCCGGUUAAAAUCCCCAUCGAUCGGAGAACGCUGCAAGCAAUUGCUAAAGAAAAUACUCUGAAGGAGACGAUUGCUCCUACUGCACCAUCUGGUCAACUGGAUUCUUGCACAAGCAAGUCGGAUGUUGAUUCUCCACAUCUUUCAACAUCAACAUCAUGGUGCAACGACGCUGAUUCUUCAACAGACGAGCAGAGCUCGACAGCGAGCGCAAAUCAAGGAUCUAUUGACUCCCAGUGCACAUCUGCACUGGAUUAUCUUAACAAAUUGGAGCUUCAAGCCCUGCAAGCACAUGCCGCUGACUACCGAGAUGCAUUCCAAAUUGAACAGCAGCGAAAGAUUCUCGCCGCUCGGGCAUCCUACUUGCAAGAGAAACUGGGUGAACAACUACAUGAUGCGGCGAGAAAGAUUGCGCCCCGCUUCUAUGGAUGGCAACCUUCAGAUUGGAAUGGAGUACACGGCCAGCUCAUUAAAGAUGACAGGGAUCCUGAUGAUCUUUGGAGAGCACUUCGAGCUGCUGAAGCACAUUCGUAUCCUUUGGAGGACCCAGCAGUUUCGGAUCGUUUCUUCAAGGAGAUGGAAGAAUUGAUGCUAGUCGAAGAUCUUGCGGAACUACAAUGCGGUACAUGGGCAGAUGAAACCACAUCAUAUGAGACGAACUCUCGCAUGUCCCCUUCUUCCAGGAAACAAAUCGAGCGAAAGCCGAACCCUGUAGUGAGAACGACCAAUCAACGCCACGCUCAUUCAAAGCCAAAACUCUCCGUGCCGGUAUCGUCAAUUCCUCGCGGGAAAACAACCUCUCAAAAACGUCUUGAGCAGGAGCUCGCGAAGAAGGAGGCUGCUCUCCAAGCGAUGAUGAAAGAUGGUUUUCGAGCGAAUCCGGUACCUGCCUCAACUUUGAUCCCCAGAUACGAUCAGAUCAUGCGGUCAAGAGGUACGAAGAGUGCGGCAAUGCGAGCUCAGCGAGUUUCGAAGAUAAAAGGCGGUGUCAAACCGUUUGGCUUUUCAAGUAAGCCGAAUGACAAGUCGUGUCCAUGUGGAUUGGAAGCCACUGUUGAGAAUGCCCUUAAUCAAAUUUCUCGAGAUGCACAUUCAAAACCCAUUAUCAAAAGUCAGAGACCCGCAGGUUCUCCACCGCCACGACUGGUACAACAGGCGAUAGAAGAUGGACGGCGAAGGCGACAACGGAUCUUGGAAAAUGAAUCCAAAGCAGGACUGACCGAAGAGCACAAAUUUCGUCCGAAAAUAAAUUGGGAAAUACCAAACCAUGCUCGCAACCAUGCGAAAUUUGCGAAGGAAGUAGAAAAGCGGAAAACCGUGCAUUCACCUACAAAACCUCAUCCGUUUCCUGGCGUUGAAUAUCACCAUCAGGUUGCACCUUCACGCUCGCGUCAUCAGCAAUGCGCUUUGAACAAUGACGCCGUGUCAAGUAGCAGACAUCAAUGGCCGUAUAUUAAGAAGAAACGUCUCUCAAUAGCCACUCGUAUGCAGAUCCCAAAAGCUCGUGAAACCCACUCUCAUAGGCUGAAGGUCCUUCAUCGAAAGACUGUAGAGGAAACUCGAGGCUUGAUUAAGGACGAAUUGGAAAAACAGAGGCAAGAAAGGCGGAAAGAGAUCAAGAGGAUCGAGCAGAAGGUUCGAAGCCGCCUAACAACCAAAAUCGGUACCACAGCCAACAGCGAUAGCGUACAUCACGCACGACAGGAGGGUUACUUAAGAGGUACACUUGUGCGAAAGAAUCCGCUUGCCGUGUGUUCAUAAUCUGAGCGCACCUUGAUCGCAGCCCAGGCAGAGCGAGCCGAAGAAUACCGUAAGCAAUUGCGAGAUAUGAAGAAGCGUCUCGAUGAGCGGCCGUGUCUAUUUGAGCAAGUUGACGUCCUUACAGCCAAGCAGAAGGCUAUUACAGAUUUUAAUCAUAUUCUCACCAAAAAUGGGCUCAAAGUGGAAGAUUUCGCUUCAGCGGGAUAGCGCUCUUGACAUGUACAUAUAUACUUGUUACUACACUAGAAUUGCAAUUUAUGAUGCAGAUGUUUGAAUGAUAUCGUGCUGGGAUGAGAUGUUAGUUCUCACUGAUAGGCAGAGUUUCCGUGUGUGGAACGCUCAAACCGCU
Spizellomyces punctatus DAOM BR117 is the source of this 2234-nucleotide messenger RNA. RefSeq lists its product as uncharacterized. The record is from RefSeq and is a predicted model, not a curated record. Gene Ontology annotation, biological process: cilium organization. Lineage: Eukaryota; Fungi; Chytridiomycota; Chytridiomycetes; Spizellomycetales; Spizellomycetaceae. The transcript is spliced from 10 exons. Bases 29 to 1885 code for a protein of 618 amino acids. Gene Ontology annotation, cellular component: cilium.